AUGCUCCAUUUAGAGGAGCGAAGUACGGUGGAGAGGUGGAGUGAGCAAGCUGGAGGGGGUGCGGGGUGGCCUGUUGAAUUGCUCGUGGCUGGCAGGGCUCCAUUGGCGGAGUGGCAGCAGCGGCUGCUGACAUGGCAUGCAGGACAGGCGGGCAGCGGGAGAGACGCACUGGGGGAGCUGAGUGCGGGGGGCGAGGAGUAUUGGCAUGGGGAGGAGGGGAGUGAGAGUGAUGCAAGUGGCGGCGAUGGCAGCCGUAUGGGGAAGGUGGUGGGGCAAGCAGGUGCAGUGGGGGGGAACGGGAGGGAAGGCAAGGAGGAGGAGAGCGGGCGUGAAAGGGCGGGGACGCAUGAAAGGAGGUCAAUGGAUGCUGGCGGAGGGGGAGGGGGAGGGGGAGGGGUGCAUGUGGGGAGAGAAGAAGGUGGUUUUUAUGGCAGCAAGGCGGCUGCACACCCAGGGUGGGGUGCAGCGGACUCACACUCACAAUGGGAUGCAGCGGACUCACACUCACAAUGGGGUGGAGCGGACGAGGGUGACUCUCUGCUGGCUGACUUCCUCCCCGUGCUCGACCCGCUUCGCCUGCCAUCUCUCUUCCAAUCAGCUGCUGCCACCUCAGCCUCUUCGGACACCUCUGCACCACCAGGCCUGCAUGCCACGUCAGCAGCAGGGCAGGAGGACGUGGUGAGAGCUGGAGGGUUCCAGUUUGCAGCACGCACAACUGAUGCUGACGCAGGCAGCGCAGGGGGAGGCGCACAGGAGGGCAGAGCGGAGGAGAGCAAAGCUGGCGGGCAGCAAGGGGUGGGCCGGGGGAGACAGCUGAAGCAACAGCGCAGCGAGCAGGUGGAGCAGGGCGGAGGGCGAGAAAAGAGAAGCAAGGCAGCCGCGGGUGGGGGAGGUGGGGAGGGAGGGAGCAAGGCAGCGCAGGGGGGACCGAUCACGGAGGGCGGCAUGAGUCUGACAGAGCUGUCAUCCGCAGUGCUGUCGGGGUCGCUGCUGUCUGAAGCCCCUCUCGCCUCCCCCGUGCUCCUCCGCGUUGCCUUCUCCUCCGGCCCCAAGGCAGGCCUCCAGGCCGUGCAGCAGCCACCGCAGCAGCAGCAGCAGCUUCAGAAGGGGGAGGCACGAGCAGCAUCAGCAGCGCCUGGGGGUGUGUCGUCGCCAUUCUUCCGGCUGUCAUCGCAGGUGGACCUAUCGCAGUCACGCGUGCAGCUGUUCGGCCCCAUGCCGCACUCGCGCCGCCGCACCUUCCCCCUCGCCGUGGCCCACGCCACUGAUGCUGCGGGCGGGGAGGUGCUCACUGCUAACUUCACUGUCAAGCUGCCGGGAGCCUACAGUGUGAUGGUGGUGGUGGCGGACACACAGGGCAACUGCCUCAAGUUCAAGGCGCCCAACUUCUUCCGCUCCGCCAUCCCCCUCCCCGCCGCCCUCCUCCCCGCCUCCUCCACGCCGCUCUCCCCCAUCACGGCGGCCCCACCGGCAGCGAUGGCAGGGCAGCAGGCGCAGAUGGCCUUUGCUCUCGUCAGCUCAGACGGCACGCAGAUCCCUGCCACCGACGCUGAUGUGAUUGUUGCCAGUGUGACAAAGGUGAACGGUGCCGCUGGUACCAGCAGCAGCAACAGCAGCAGCAGCGGUGACAGCGGGGGUGGUGGGGAGGGCAGUGAGUGGGGGGAGGGGCCAUCAGGGGUGGGCGUGGAGGUGGAUGGGGCCUCAGGGCUCAUCAUUCUGCGCUUCACCCCGCCCUCUCACGGCCACUACUCCCCCACCCUCUCCCUCAUCCGCGCCCAGCAGACCAUCAAUCUCCAAAACCCUCCACCCUCACCCACCUCCUCUUCCGCUUCCUCUGCUGCCUCGUCCGCGCCCUCCUCUCCCUCCUCCUCCUCCUCCUUGCUCCUACAGGUGGCGCCAGGCGAGCCCAGUGCGGACGCCUCAGGGCCGCUGCUGGUGGCGGCGCAGGAGGUGACAGUGGGGCAGACGGGGCGUCUCACAGUGUACGUGCGCGACGCCAUGGGCUCCGACCUGCCAGCCGAGUCCCUCCUCUCGCUCUUCUCCGCCUCCUUCUCAGUCGCUUCUAACUUCUCCCAGCAGCAGCUCACCUACCCCGCCACCCUCACCCUCUCUGCCUCCCCUUCCGCCUCGCCCACCUCGCCCUCCAACUCCUCCUCCCUAGAUGUCACCUUCGAUACAGGCACACUCGCAGGGGUGGCGUCUCUCUCCGUGCUGCUCUCAGGCCGGCACAUCCGAGGAAGCCCGUUCCCCUUCACUGUGCUCCCCGGCCCUCUGCACCCGGCUUCCUCGCUGCUGUAUGGACCAGGGGCGCAUGGAGCAGUGCCUAAGUUCCCUGCGUUCCUGCAGCUGCAGCUGAGGGAUGCGUGGGGCAACGUGUUACUAGCAGGGGGCGCAGGGCAGGACGUGCAGGUGGGGGUGGUGCCCGCAGCGCAAGGGGCGGUGGCAGCAGCGGCGCUGGUGGGUGCAGGGGGGAACGGAGCGGUGCAGAGGGGUAUGCCAGCGGUGGCGGAGGGUGCGGCGGUGAGUGUGGUGGACAGCGGCAACGGCUGCUACUCCAUCUCCUACCGGGUCACCAAGCCCGGGGCCUAUGCUCUCCUUGUGACUGUAGGCGAUGUGCUCUUGCAGAACGUGACAGUAGCGGCGACCCCAGCAGUGGAUGUCAGCGCAGGCAGUGCUGCCGCCCAGCCCACGUGUGUGGUAACCGUAUCGCCCGCCUCCGGCCCCAUGCAGCAGCUGCUCGCCUUCGCGCCGCCUCUCGUCCAAUCAGGAGCCGCCAUGUGGCUGCGCAUCGUGGCAGUGGAUGCAGCAGGAAUGGCAGCUGUGUCGGACCCUGCUGUGCUCUCUGCCAAUCUCUCCCUCACCCUGCUCUCCACACAGGGGCAAGUGGCAGACAUCACUGCCACGCCCAUCGCCCCCUCCUUUGGAGGCAAGCCCAUCCCCGCACUGUGGCAAGCGCAGGUGACUGUUCAGGUGGCCGGCAGCUUUGUCCUGAUCUGCACGGAGUGUCUGGGGCGGGCGAGCAGCAUGGUGGUGAAGUCAGGCCUGCCGCUGCAGCUGCUGCAGGGGGAUGCAAUUGGAGGGGACAAUUCCUCCUUCUCUGCGCCUCCCUCUGCCCUCUCUGCCAGUGCUGCAUCAGCUGCAGAGCCAAGCGAUGGGUUGGAAGAGAUCACUCUUGCGGCUCACACGCACUUGCACAAGCACAGAGCGCCCGCUGUCACUGCCAGUGCUGCCAGCACGGAGGCUGCCAGCACGGAGGCUGGCGGCACGGAGGCUGCCAGCACGGAGGCUGGCGGCAGUGGGGAAGCAGAUGGCUCGUCAUUGUCGGUCCAUGAUGCUCUCUUCCCCCCCCUCGCUUCCACUGCAACGUCUUCCUCUCCUACUGAAUCCACCACCGCCACCAGCAGCAGCAGCACUGCCUCCUCUGCACUGCAUGGCCGCACCCUGCAGACUGCUGUUGACACUGCCAGCAUCAGCACCAGCAUCAGCACCACCACCAGCAGCAGCAGCAGCAGCAGCAGCAGCAGCAGCAGCAGCAGCAGCAGCAGCAGCAGCAGCAGCAGCAGCAGCAGCAGCAGCAGCAGCAGCAGCAGCAGCAGCAGCAGCAGCAGCAGCAGCAGCAGUAGCAGCAGCACCAGCAGCAGCAGCAAGGGUGCGAUGGCAGUGGUACAGGACACAAACUACGGGCUCAUAUCCGGCACACAGGGCUCCUUCUCCCUCACCGUCCUCCCCGGCCCCACCGCCGCCGCCCGCUGCUCCUUCGCCCUCGCCGCCGCCCCCACCUUCGGCCGCGUUGUCGUCGUGGGCGGCGCCGUUCGUCUGCCUCUGCACGCCAGCGACAGCAGCGGUAACCAGCAGAGUUACAGCCUCAGCCGCUACCCCCCCUCAGCUGACGCCUUCUCAGUUGUCGCCUCCCCUGCACCCGCCUGCCAGCCCCCCAAGGGGCAGGCUGUACCUGUUGCAGGGGACGUGGCGUUCGGAAGGCUACAGGCAGGGAGCUUCGAUGCUGAAUUAAAUUUCACCCGAGCAGGAGAGUAUACAGUGCAGGGUUACCUGGGGGAGGUGGCAUUUGGGGCGAAGGCGGAGAAGUUCAUGGUGCUGCCGGGGGAGGUGGAUCCGGGGGAGAGCUAUGUGGACGGGGGGGAUGUGAGGGAGGCGGAGGCGGGCAGUGUGGUGAGAAUGAGGCUGGUGCUGCGCGAUGCACUGGGCAACACUGCCAUCCCCUACCACCUGCUGCUGCCCAACUCCUCCCUCUCCGCCCAACCCCCUGCCUCUGCUGCUGCUGCCGCCUCCUCCUCUGACCCUGCCUCUGCUUCUCUCUUGGCCGCUGCCGCUGCCUCUGCCUCUGCCUCUGCCGCUGCUGCCCCACCGGCGGCAGUGGCAGUGCCAUGCUCGGUGGUGCUGAGGCCGGUGAACCUCACCCACCGCGCCUCGUGGUGGGGGGGGCUGUGGACGCAGGGCGAGGCGGACGCGGGCGGGGGAGGGGGGGAGAGCGGGGGGAGUGCGGACGGGCAGGAGGAGGCGGGCACUGUGGUGAUGGCGGCUGUGGGGGGCGGGAAGAGAGUGAAGCCGACACAGGAGGGAGCGCAGGGGGGGGGGCAGGAGGUGGAAGAAGCGGGGGGGAUAGAGCCAGAAGGGGUGAAGUGCAUGUGGAGUGCUGCAUGCUCGCUGCCGCUGUGCCAGGCGCUCACUGCCUCUGAAUACGGCAUGCAGCAGGCAGCAUCAGGAGCAGCAGCACCAGGCACAGGCAGCAAGCGAUCGGCAGCACAAGGGGCAGGAGCAGCAGGGGCGGCGGCUGGGUGUGUGUUGGACGUGCAGUUUGAGGCGCGGCAAGCCGGUAACUUCAGUGUAACGGUUCUGCUGGAAGGUUCCAGGAAGAAGCUGGUGUUCCCGGUGCCGCUGCUGCAGGUGGUGCCGGGCGCACCCUCUGCUGAGCGCUCUACCAUACAGCUGAACAGCAACUCCGCUGCUGCUGGCUCGCCCCCCAACGUCACGGUGGUGGCCAGAGACGCCCUGGGGAAUGAGAUCCGCGACUUUGACCCCUCCACGCUGCUCUAUGCCGUCCUGCCCUCCAAUUCGCCCCCGGCUUCCCCCCCCCCUUCACCGCCCCCCUCCCCGUCGCCCUCGCCGUCCCCUUCUCCCCCGUCCUCCCCCGCGCCCUCCCCUGCUCCCUCAGCCCCUCCCCCGCCUGCCUCACCUGCCGGCAGCAACAGCACGGCGGGCAACGGCAGCAGCACCGCCUCGACGGCUCAGCCUGUGCCGCCGCGCUCCCUGCAGGAGUCCCAGUCAGGCAGCAGCGGUGAUGGCACCGGGGAUGGCACCGGGGAUGGCAGUGGGGACAGCAGCAGUGGGAGCAGCAGCAGCAGCAGCACUGGGAGCAGUAGUGGGGAUGCAAGUGGGAUCAGUGCGCUGGACGCGAGUGCCAUGGUGCCAGCAGCAGCAGGUGGGCAGUCCACCCCUCUCGUGGCGCACCCAGUGCUGCGCGCCCUGGGCCCCGUGCAGAUCCAGGUGUACCUCGCAGGCCAGCCCAUCCCAGGUGCCACCUUCCCCCUCACCGUGCUGCCCGCGCCGCCCGCCGCCGCCCUGUCAUACGCGUUCGGGCCGGGCCUGGAGCGCACAGUGGCAGGCGCACCCUCGACGUUCACACUGCAGACACGCACAGCACAGGGGCUGUACCCGGGGCAGACCACGGCAGAGGGGGGAGGCGCGCAGGGCGGGUGGACGCAGCUGGCACAGGGCGGGGUGGGAGACAACAGCAGCAGCAGUGGAAGCACGAGCGGCGGUGGCGGGAGCGCCAGUGCGUGGGGCAGCAGUGCAACGUUCAUGGACGGUGCAGUAGCAGUGGUGGUGACGGUAUUCGCGCGGCGCAACGUGACCCGCGAGGCCGAGGUGCGAUCCGUGGUAGCCCUGGGAGGCGGCGCGUACCGCAUCACAUACACCACGUACGAGCCGCCCCACGGGGGGUUCUACCGCGUGCGAGUGCAGCUGCAUGUGGACGGCAGCGGCGAGCCCCCCGCGGACAUCAUGGACGGGCCCUUCUUCGUGCCCUUCUUCCGCGGCUCCGCUGCCGCUGCCCUCUCUACGGUGAACGCGUCGCUGCAUACGGUGGUGACCCAGCCGGUGAACCAGCCGCUGGUGCUGCUGGUGACCACAGCGGAUCAGUUUGGCAACGUGGGCCCCUACAGCCCUCUCAUGGAUACCCUCCCUCUCGUCUUCACUGCCACUCCUGCCCGCUCCUCCUCUUCCUCCUCGCCCCCUGCUGCCCCUGCCGCCCCGCCCAGCACGUCACUGCGCGACCUGUACAACGGGUCGUGUGUGGCGGUGUUCUCUGCCGCCCAGCCCGGGCGGUACCAGCUGUCCAUCAAGAUCGCGGGGUACUUUGUGGGCGGCGCCAACGGGCCCAUCGACGUGGACGUCACCGACGCUGCUGCCAACGCCACUGCCACUGCCACUGCCACUGCACAGCUGACAGCAACAGCAGCUGCAGUGGCAGAUGCAGCACCAACAGCACCCGCACCAGCAGCAGCCGGUGAUUCUGAUGAGGACAACACAGCAGCCCCAGCAGCAGCAGCAGCGCUGCCGCGGAAUCUCCCCGGCGUGGACGCGUUGCUACGGGAGGCAGAGAGCAGCGCAGCAGCAGCAGGCACGGACGCCUGGCAGGUCACCGCCUCCCAGUGGCGCGUCAAGGGGCUAGCAGGCGGAGGCUCGUCCCUCUUCGCCCUCACCCCCACCGACUUCCUGCUCGUCCCCGACGCCAACUCCGACGGCCUCAGUGACGCGCGUGCCGCCUCUGAAUCCCCUCGCUCCGCCCCCCUCUCCUGGGACGUGCUUGUCCAGCCAGUCCUCCCCCCGCCCUCCCCCUCCACCCCGGAUCCCUCCCGCCCCGCCUCCCGCCCGUCCACAGUGCAGCCUCUGUAUGAUGGUACCUGCCUCAUAGCCUUCACCCCCCCGGGCCCCGGCCCGUUCCUGCUCUCCAUCCGCCUCUUCUCCCAGCACGUGCCGGGAUCCCCCUUCCUCCUCUCCUCUGUCCCCGGGCCUGUAGCGCCAGAGCGCUGCGACGUGUGGGGGUCGGGGCUGGGGCCGACCGUGACAGCAGGGCAGGCGGUGGCAGUGAGGGUGCGGGCGAGGGACCGGCAGGGGGUGGUGCGGAGGGUGCGGGGGGACCUGUUCACGCUGCAGAUCUUUGGAGGGGGCGGGGCGGGUGGAGGGGGAGGGGGGGACGCAGGGCUCUACUCCAGCUCGCUGCUGCAGCCGGCAGCCCAGGGAGGCGCGCAGGAGCAGGGGGUGUACGAGGGGGGGUAUACCGCCGUGCAGGCGGGGCGAGUGGCGGUGUGGGUGGUGUUUCACAACACUAUUGUUGCCACCGCUGCUGUCACUGUGCUGCCCGGCCCGCCUGCUGCUAACACGUCUGCGGCGCUGGUGCCGGCAGGAGGGGUGAGGGUGCGGGCGGGGGGAAGAGCUGAAGUGCUGGUGGCGCUGAGAGACGGGCUAGGGAACGUGGCUUCCUUUGAUCCCAGUGCUGCUGCCAACACUGCCGCCAACACCGCCGCUGCCUCCUCCCAGCUCUCUGUGAAACUCCUCUCCUCGCCUCUCCCCGCCUCCUUCCCCGCCCCCACCUUCUCAGCCACCACCAUCAACCCGUCCCUCAUCGCCCUAUCAGCCCCGCUCACCAUCGCCGGAUCGUACCAGCUGCAAGUGCUGCUCAACGGCUCGCCCCUCCCCUCCCCGCCUCUCACCCUCCAAGUCUUCCCAGCCACCCCCGCCGCCUUCUCCCUCUCCGGAUUCCCCCCUGCUGCCUCCUUCCCCGUGGCCCGCCCAGUGGUUGUCCACGUGGCGCUGCGUGAUAGGUUUGGGAACGUGGUGGGGCACGGGGCGGGGGAGGAGGGGCGGGUGGGGGGGUCGGUGACGGUGUCGCAUGGGGAUGAGGCGACGGGGGGUGUGGUGGGGGAGACGUAUAUGCUGAACGUGACUGCAGUGAAUGUGACUGCAGCGGAGAUGAGUGGGACGGAAUGGCAGGGCACUGUAGCCACCACUGCCACUGCUGCGGACACCACUGCCGCUGUUGCGGACACCACUGCCAGCACAGCUGCCACUGCAGGCCGCAGCAAGCCAGCCGCCACACCCGCCCCUUCUCCCUCUCCCGCCUCCCCUUCCUCCUCCCCCGCCUCCGCCGCCCCAAUCCCUGCCUGGCAGCUUUCCUUCACACCACAGACCCCAGGGCAAGCCUCUCUCCAGCUCGUGGUGGGUCCUCCCAACGCUGCCCUGCCCCUCUCCGACCCCGCCUCCUCCCUCCCUCUGCAAGCCUCCAUCCUCCCGCGCCCCGUCAGCCUCGCCCACUCCACUCUGUACGGCGCAGGGGUGCAGCAGGGAGGGGGGGUGCGGGCGGGGACAACGGUGGAGAUGGGCAUGUGUGUGCGGGACGCACAGGGCUUCCCUCUCCUCACUGACUCUGCCAAGCUGCUCAAAGUCGAGGUGGCUCUCGCCUUUUUUUCUCUCCCUGCGCCUACGCCCGGGGCCUUCCUGCCCGUGCCUCCAGCCUCGGCCGUGCCUCGCGCCCGAAUGGGGUACGGCGGCGGGUGCAUCUUCCGAGGCUCAUUCAAACCCCCCAACAACACAGCCACGGCAGCACCAUCAGCAGCGGCAGCGGCAGCAGCGCCGCCGUACGGGCUGUCAGUAUCCGUGCUAGUCAACAGCCGCCCCGUCCGAUUCCAGUCCACCAACAUCACUGUUCUCCCCGCCCUGCCGCCCAACGCGCCCCUCCCGGCCAAUCUCACGGUGACAGCUGUCACGGCCGACGGGGUCCCCAUUCCUAACGGCUACCAGCUCCGGGGCGGCGCGGCUGGUUCGGAGACCAAGUUCGGCGUGCGGUUCACCGAUGCUAGCGGCACGGCGGUGCUGGUUCAGGAUGACUCGGCCUUGGUGCUCAAACUCACACCCUCUUUUGACGCUCUCGACCCCGACCCCACUCUGCUCUUCGGCCCUGCUGCUGCCGCUGCUGCUGUUGCUGCUGCUGCAGGCGCGCAGGGGGGUGGGGCGGAAGGGGGCAAGGACAGUGUGAGUGUGAGUGUGAGCAAGGGAGGGUACGUGACGGUGACGGUGGUGGCAGCGGCGGCGCAUGUGGCAUGGCGCAACGUGCAUUACUCCACGCCCGACGGCUCGUCUGCUGGCUGGUUCCAGCUGCUGCUCGCGCCAGGGCCGGCCAAGGCAGUGAGGGUGGACGCGGCAGCGCUGCAGGCGUGUGGGAGGGGGGCGUGCAUGGUGGGGCGGCGCACAGCCUUCAGCAUGGCGGUGGUGGACGCCUCAGGCGCCGCGCGCACCUUCAACCGCCUCACAGGGGAGGGCGACUCGCUCACCGUGCUGCUCACCCGCCCUGCCAGCAACCAGCCUGUCUUUACUUCCGCUGCCACUGUCAACUCCAAGGGGAACUAUCUUGGAAGCUUCCUGCUGUAUGAGCCAGGCAACUUCACGCUCUCAGUGCUUCUGAACAACCAGACGGCCUUCAGCAUCCCGAUCCACAUCUUGCCAGGCCCCUUCUCCCCGUCGCUAUCGCGCCUGCACGACCUGUCAGCCACAGCAGUGGCGGGCCAGCCCUACAGCUUCAACGUCACUCUCGCCGACGCCUUCACCAACCCCUACCUGCUGCCGGGCCUGCCCCUCCUGCUGCACACGCGCUCGCCCUCCUCAGAGGCCCACCACGGGGUGCUGCUCUCCUCGCCCUCCGCGCCCACCCUCACCGCCACCAUCACUGUCUUUGAGUCCGGUCCGGCCCACCUCUCCGUCACCCACCUGCCCUCGGGAGCUCACCUCUGGGGGUCGCCCUUUACUUUUACUGUGCUGCCCGGCCCGGUUGCUCCGGCUGCGUGCUCGCUGCUGGGCCUGGUGAACGGUACGCUGGUGGGCAGCAAUCAAACCUUUCUGGUGGUUGCCCGGGAUUUGUAUACGAACCCGAUAGAGUACCCCACAGCAGGCGAGUCAGGGCUGACCUUGAAUGUCACAUUCGUCCCUGCCCCAUCCUCCUCCUCCUCUGCUGCUGCUGCUGCUGCUGCUGCUGCUGCUGCCAGUGGCAGCAGCGCAACAACAGCAAGGGCAGCAGCAAUGCAGCCCACACAGAUUGACUCAUCUCUCAAGAAUCCCAGUCUGCCAGCUGGCGGCCUCGUUUUCACCUUCCCCACGGCAGCAGCAGGGACGUACACAGUGUCAGCCAAAGUGGGUCCCACACACGUCAUGGGCAGCCCUGCUGACGUGGUAGUGUUACCGCCUGCGCCGUCAGCUAGUGUGCUGGCUUCCUUCGACCGCUCCCAACGCGCCCUCUCUGUUGCCUUCUCUCCCACUCCCACCCUCUCCUCGCCCUCCACUGCUAACGCUGGAGCACCUCCGGCAGGGGGGGCAGCAGGGGGGGCAGCGGGAGGCAUGGGGGGAGGGGGAGGUGUGGGGCAGCAGGAGUGUGCAGAGCUGCUGGAUGGGGAGAGCCUGGCGCGGGUGGGCACGGGCGCGCAGUGCGUGUGGCAGGACUCGUCCCGCCUGCUGGUCUAUCUGGGCUUUAACUCCUCCCUGCGCCCCUUCACCUCCCUCACCGCCGCCACCGCCCCCAACGCCACCCUCUCCUUCCUCCCCACCCUCUCCGCCCCCUCCUCCUCUCCCGCCUCCCCCUCCUCCCCCGCCUCCGCCUCCGCCUCCCCUCUCGCUGUCGGCGUCGGCCCACCAGGCGGCGCGUCAGGGGCACGAACCCCUCAGGAGGUGCAGGAAGCAGUGCAGGCAGGAGCAGUGGUGGUGGCAGCACUGGACGCGCCGGGCACGGUGGGCAUCUGCGAUGCGCUGGUGCUGGACGCGUCGGGGUCGCGGUCGCUGCACGGGGCAGCGCUCUCCUUCUCCUGGCGCGUGUUCUCCGAUGCGGAGUCGCUCUCGCUGGACCUCCUCGUGUCGUCACAGGGCGCUGACGCCACCACUCUCACCAUCCCGCCCAAGACGUUGACUCCCGGGGCAGCAUACGAGGGGGAUGACGCCACCACGCUCACCAUCCCACCCAAGACGCUCACCCCCGGGGCAGCUUAUGAGCCGGGCGCAACCUACGUCCUAUCCCUAGAGGCCACGUCAGCAGCGGACCCUGCCGUGAAAGCAACGGACCGAGUGGCAGUGAGGGUGAGUGCGUCGCCUCUGAGAGUGGCGAUAUCGGGCGGAGACAGGGUGGUGUCGGUGGGGGAGCAGCUGCUGCUGCAGGCGGUGGUGGUGGAUGCAGACGAGGCGAGGGACAGCGCGGGGAAGCCGCUGCCGAUUCAGUACACGUGGGGCUGUGAGGCGCUCUCAGAGGAGCAGGCUCGCCUGCCUCCCACGGCUCAAGCUCAAGCCAUGUCCACACCUACCAGCAGCAGCAGCAGCAGCAGCAGCAGCAGUGCGGGUGGUAGUGCGGGUGCGUCGGCCUGUUUCCCCAGCGCCACGGCAGUGCUCGCCCAGAGCACCUCGUCUCUCACUGUCCCCGCCAACGCCCUCCCCCCCGGCUCCUACCGCUUCACCCUCCUCGUCUCCCGCAACCCGCUCUCCCUCCCCGGCACCUCCCCCGCGGCGCUGGCCCGUGAGAGCGUGCCAGCUGUCGCCGUGGUAACCGCUGUGGACCGCGCGGUGCCGGCCGCUGCGGUUGGCGUGGCGGCGGCUUGGGGGCGGGCGGCAGGGGCGAUGGCGGAGUGGGCUCCGGGGGUGCAGCAGGGCAAUACUGGUGGUGAUGGCGGUACAGGUAGUGCUGGCAGCACGGGUGGCUCUGGUAGCCCGGCUGGUGCCGGUACUACAGACAGCAGCAGCAGCGAUGGGUCUGGUUCAGGUGGUGCUGGCAGCACUGGCGGUGCUGGUUCUACAAGCAGCACUGGCAGCAAUGGCGAUAGUAGUGGCAGCGGGUCUGGUUCUAGCAGUUCUGGUAGCACUGGUGGUUUUGGCAGCACCAGUGCUGCUGGUUCUACAGGCACCAGCGGCAGCAGCGCAAACAGUGGUAGCAGUGCAACAGGCACGGGGGCAGGAGGGACAGCAGCAGCAGCAGCAGCAGCAGCAGCAGCAGGAGCAGCAGCAGGGGCAGCAGCAGCAGCAGCAGAUGGGGGCAGCAGGGGAGUGCAGGCGGGGAUAGCGGUGGAUCGGGCCAAGGCAGUGGAGCUGCAGUGUGUGGUGGACGCCAUGCCCUAUGCCUAUGCAUGGAAGCAGGUUCUCUCCGAUGGCACUCUCCUCGACCUCAAUGUGACGAACCAGCCGUUGGUGCUGCCGCCCUCACAGCUCGCCCGGGGCGACGCCUCCACCUACCGCUGCGACGUCUACUCGCUGCCACUCCCCUCCCCUUCCUCCCCCGCCUCCCUCGCCUCCUCCCUCACGCCCGACGGCCAGCCCGCCACAGCCAUCCCGGCCAACCCCCCCCAGCCCACCACGUCCGCCUCGCUAACCCUCCCCGCCGCCAAGGCCCCCUGGGGAGGAACGUUCCUCGUGCAGCCCGCCCCCGGGGACACCACAGGGCAGCUCUUUGCUCUCUCCGCCCCUGGCUGGUCCGCCCAGCCCCAGGACCUGCCACUCUCCUACACCUUCGGCACCUUGCAGCCUCCCUCCUCCCCCUCCUCCUCUUCCACCUCCCCUUCCUCCUCCACUGCAGCCCUGCAGCCGCUCACGCUGCCCUCCGCCUCGCCAUCAGCCCUCAUCAUCCUCCCCCCCGGCAAGUCCUCCCUGGCAGUGCGAGUGGCCUCUGCUGCCGGUGCUGUCACGGACGCCGUCGCCCCCCAACCCGUCACCGUGCCCACAUCUGGCGCUGCUGGAAGCUCAGGGUCGGGAAUGCGGGGAGAGGAGGGCACAGGAGACGAGGGCGGGGAGGAGCUGUCAUCGGAGCAGUGGCUGGCAGCGGUGGCGGCGCCGGCAGCAGCAAGGCAGGAUGGUGCGCAGCUGCUGCAGGCCGUGGCUGCAUGGGCCAGCAUGUUCAGAGGCAACGCCUCCUCCCCUGCUGGCAGCAGCAGUGGCACGGACGCUCAAGUGGAGAUGCUUAUAAAGGAGGUGAUUCAACAGAGCAGCACAACAGUGGUGACAUCGCAAUACGCUGAGCUGGCAGCAUGCAGCUUGACAGCACUCUCUCCCCUCCCCGCCAGCCUCGCACCAUCCACAUCAGCAGCGCUGGUUGACUUUCUUGACUCGCUCACAGCUGCACCAGACGGCAUCUCCUCCCGCGCUGGUCAUUGCAUAGUUACGCUCACGUCUGACCUCCUCGCACUCUCCCCCCCACCCGUAGCCUCUACCUCCCCACCAACCGCCGCCGCUGCUCCUGCCACCACCGCUGCCGCUCCUGCCACACAGAAUGCAUCUCCCACACCAACCGCUGCCGCCCCACAACCCGCUUCCCCCUCUCAACGCACCAUCGCCCUUCAAGUCACCGCCUCUCAACCCGCCUCCCCCUCUCAAACGCCCUCUGCACCGCAAGCAGCCUCAACAACACUGUUCCAGCUGCCAGGCAGGGUGGCGGCUGCGGUGUUGUCCCACCAGACGCCAGGAGCGCUCUUCCAAGCCUCCUCCACCAAUGUCAACCUCUCCGCCGCUAAAGUGCGGCGCAUGGCAUCGCCAUCACAGCAGGGCGAGUUCGCAGCGCUGCUGCCAGCUGCCUCGCUCGCACUCAACGCCACGGACGCCCGUCUGCCCACCGGCACGGCCUACAUCGCUGCCUUCUACGCCUUCUCCGCUGCCCACCCCCUCGGCCUCUCCAGUCGAGUGGUGGGGCCGCCAGUGGUGGUGAGGGCAGUGGACGCAUCUCUCUUAGACCUCAACGUAUCAGCGCGUGUCAGCAUGCUCUCUGCCCCCCAGCCCGCCACGGGUACGCCAUCUUUCACCUUCUAUGUAUCUCAUCUACUUUCUGCUCUGUUCCAUGCGUUUCUUUUCGUGCAUAGAUGCCUUCUCACUAAACAGACUGCUACUUAUAUGGUGGAUCACUGCUUGUGUGAGUUUUGCCCAAAUCCACGUCAUUCCAACCCUUCUCACCCUUGCAAUGCUUAUGUCCGUCCUGGCCCUCUGCCUCAUAAGAAGCCGGUUAAAGUCAUGGUUACUGCACCGUUGUAUCUGCCCCUACCAGAGCUGGGAGUGGCACGGUGCGACGGCUCAACCUGGUCCUCCACCUCUCUGCACCAGCUCCCCACCGCAUCCGACCCCUCAGGCCUGCUCACAAUCAACACCUCAGACCCAGCUGCCGCUCUUGCCCUCGCAGCCGCAUCCAUAGCCGGCCCCCUCCCGGCCGCCUUUGCUCCCUACGUUCUCCGCGUGGACCUCCCGCCGCUUCCCCUGCCGACCAUCCCGCCGCCACCCCCGGUGCAGAGUGGGCUUCGUGCCGCCUUCCUGCUGCUUCACUCGCUCCUCCCUCUACUCGUCGCCCUCCGCCUCCCUGCCGCCGUUUCCGCGACGCGCCUCCCCCCGCCGGGCUUUGCAGCGGCUCUCGCGGCGAGCCCCGCGGCCGAGCAGCUGGCACUCGGCGGCGCGGCGGGCCUGGCCGAAGAUGCGGCGCGGAUCCACGCAGCCGCGGCGCGCGGGGCAAUAGCGGGCCGUGCUCUUAAUGAGGACACAGAGUACUUGCCCCGUUCGACGGGCGCGCGAGUUCUGGCGGAGAUCAAGCCGCUGCAUUUUGCCACUGACACUGAGGGAGCGCGUGCUGCUGCGGAUGCUGCUGUGCGUGCUGCUGCGGAUGCUGUGGCUGGCGCCCCAAUUGGGCAGAGAGGAAGGGAGUUAAUUAUUGAAACUAUUGUUUUGGGGGUGGUGGGGGCGGUCAAGGUGGCCAAAGCUGCGGGGUUGGCGGCUGCGGCAAACGCGGCGGCUGCGGCGGGUGCAGCAAAGGCGGCGGCUGUGGCGGGUGCAGCAAAGGCGGCGGCUGCGGCGGGUGCAGCAAAGGCGGCGGUUGCAGCAAAAGCGGCGGCUGCGACCAAGGCGGCGGUUGCGGCAAAAGCGGCGGUUGCGGCAAAGGCGGGAAAAGUGGCGGCAGUAGCGGGGAAGGCAGUGAAGACGGUGAAAGCUGGGGGGUCUGCGCUGAAAGCAGCCAAGACAGCUCAGGUGGCGAAGGUGGCAAAAGCAGUGAAGGCAACUAAGGUGGCGAAGGCAGUGCAAGCAUCCAAGGCUGCCAAGGCCGUGAAAACAGCAAAGGCGUUCAAAGCAGCUAAGGUGGCCAAGGUGACACAGGCGGCAAAGGCGAGCAAGGCUGGGCAGUUGGUGCAAGCGGCCAAGGGGACCAAGGCAGCUAAGAUGGUUGCUGCGGCGAAGGGGUCUAAGGCUGGCAAGGCGGCGGCCAAGGGCAAGCAGAUGUAUGACAAGGCGAGUAAGGCGAGGAAGGCUUACAACCGGCUGGCACCGGCCAUCAGGGCGCCGCGGAUUUAA
Closterium sp. Naga37s-1 is the source of this 15357-nucleotide messenger RNA. The record is from the annotation of a GenBank genome assembly. Lineage: Eukaryota; Viridiplantae; Streptophyta; Zygnematophyceae; Desmidiales; Closteriaceae.